AACCACUUUCUUUUCUGCCUCGAGAGAGAAGCCACCAGCGAUGAAACUCCACGCCACAGUUCUCCUGGUCAUAGUCUGGCUUGGCGUCUUCGCUCUGCACACGGCAGAAGGGAGCGUUGCAAGUCAGUCAAUGCGCAAAUUAUCCUGCGUAAAUCUAUCUACACAGAAAGUGGACAUCAGAAGUAUUGUCAACUAUGAAAAGCAGAAAGUUCCAGUAGAAGCUGUCAUGUUUAUCACUGCAAAUGGUAUCAGGAUCUGUGUACACCCUGAACAGAAAUGGGUGCAGUCUGCUAUGAAGAGAAUAGACAGAAGACGUACUACCAGAAGAAGAUAAUCCUGUCCUUGGCAGGCACCUGAGGCCAACAAAAUGGAAUAGUCAUCACUGCCACACACAGCAGGGAAGAAAGCCUUGGUAUCUGCUUUUAACUCCUACUGGCAAUAAAUUGUCUGAGCAAACACGAACUUGUAGGAAUCUAUUAAUCACUGGUUGAAUGUCUGCCGGCUUUAUAUUAUAGCUGGACUCUGUUACACCAUUUAUUGUCUGAAAUGCUUGUCAAUAUUUAUUUACAACUGAAUCUAAGUAUUUUCUCAUCUUUGCUGUCAUGACUAGUAUAGGAUUUAAGGGUGAACAGUAGAUGGUUUCACAUGUUACAGGGAAGAAAAUUACCUCUCACAGAGAUGGAAAAGAGUAGAUGUCCAAGCUGAUGGGGGUGAAUGUUCUGCAGUGACUGCCGAGAUCCAGAAGAUUUCUGCAUGAUUUUACGGUUACUCAAACUUACAUAAACUAUAAGAAAGCUGACCUCAUGCAUCAGGCAGUCACCUGAGCAGCGCCACAUUCAGAAGGAGAUCCUCGGGCUUUCUAUUUCUACACGCAGUAUUGUACUGUUGGCUCUGAUUUUAGACUCAGGCCGCUGUGAUGUAUGCACACUCGCACCAAGGGAUGACCCGGAGCAAAUUCAGGGCAAGUUUAAGAAUGCAACUCUAUUCAGACUUGUACUUUGGAAGACUUAUCCUACUCUCUGACUUUCAUUAGGUUACUUCAGUUACACCUUAAUUUGAAACAGAAUUGGGAAGAAAAAAAAAGUAAUUGUUUUUGGUUUUUUUUUUCUCCACUGUUUAUCUUGGAAGAAACAAGAACAAACCAUGGCUAGAGGCAAUGCUUCACCAACUCAUGUGAAUUCCCUGCCCAGAAAACAAAGUACCUGUACAUGUCUAUUGUUUUUAAUUCAAUAUAUUCUACUAAUGAACUUUGAAUAUUAAUAAAGUUAUUCUAAGCCUCAAA
Gallus gallus (chicken) is the source of this 1282-nucleotide messenger RNA. It is a transcript of the gene CXCL21, whose product is annotated as X-C motif chemokine ligand 1. Gene Ontology annotation, cellular component: extracellular region. Gene Ontology annotation, biological process: cellular response to type II interferon; cellular response to tumor necrosis factor; chemokine-mediated signaling pathway. NCBI's taxonomy places the organism in Eukaryota, Metazoa, Chordata, Aves, Galliformes, Phasianidae. Gene Ontology annotation, molecular function: chemokine activity; CCR chemokine receptor binding. The transcript is spliced from 3 exons. The record is from RefSeq and is marked provisional. The coding region runs from base 41 to 334 and encodes 97 amino acids.